Messenger RNA from Carya illinoinensis, 588 nucleotides. RefSeq lists its product as uncharacterized. The record is from RefSeq and is a predicted model, not a curated record. The transcript has 2 exons. NCBI's taxonomy places the organism in Eukaryota, Viridiplantae, Streptophyta, Magnoliopsida, Fagales, Juglandaceae. Bases 1 to 588 code for a protein of 195 amino acids.
AUGGAUAUUCCUUGUAAUGGGAACAAAUUAUCGUGGUGUAAUGGAAGAAGAGGAGGUAGCAGAAUUUGGGCAAGAUUGGAUCGUGUGAUGGUUAACUUGAUGUUUUCGAAUUUAUUUGGAGAUGUACAGCUAUCCUAUUUGCCAAGGACGUCAUCCGAUCAUGCACCAAUGCUGAUAAUCGCGAUCGGGAGAAAAUUAAAAGUAUUGAAAGGUGCUUUGCGGAAAUGGAAUAAGGAAACGUUUGGUCGAGUAGAGGAUGAAAUAAAAAAGCUGGAAGGCCGCAUGAUAGAACUGGAACUUAAUAUUACGAACUCGUAUUCGGAGCAACGAGAAAAUGAACUGAUAAAUUGUAAGCAGGACCACCUGAAAUGGGUGCAUAGAGAGGAGAUGUUGGCUUGUCAAAAAUCCAGAAUUAAAUGGCUGACUGAGGGGGAUGCUAAUACUAAAUUCUUUCAAGCUUCUAUGCGGUUAAAGAGGAAAAGUAAGAAGAUUGAAAAUAUGAGAUUGACAGAUGGCACUUUACUCACAUCUUCGGAUGCAGUACAUGAGGAGGUCGUCCGGUUUUUUCAGGAGCUUCUUAUGACGUAA